Molecule: messenger RNA, 1129 nt
Organism: Bursaphelenchus okinawaensis
Lineage: Eukaryota; Metazoa; Nematoda; Chromadorea; Rhabditida; Aphelenchoididae
Source: the annotation of a GenBank genome assembly
AUGGAUCCGGCAUAUGUAGAGAGUGGAAACUACGUCUACAUCAACAGGUAUCCAGCAUGUCGGUUCUUCAGUCAUAUUAGAACGGUCUUUGGAAUCUUCACGGUAUUCAGUGAGUUUUUAAUAUUAUUGUUUGGAUUUUUAGGAUUUAUUGGCAUCUGGAGAAGCUUUUUGAACUAUUUCGUUAAUGAACGUUGUGUUAGAAAUUAUGCAUAGUGCAUAUUAUGUACAACACAUUUCUUUACACACUAAAAUAAUUCAACUUAAUAUUAACAUCAGCGCAAUAGGCAUUUCAUUUUUCGAUGUAAUGUUUCAAAAUCCAGUUUUAACAGGUUAAGGUUAUUAAACUGUACAAAAAAUUUCCAGUUUUGUAUUGCGCUGCAUUCAACGCCAUUAUUGGGAUCAGUUCAUUACCAGUUGGACUAUACUUGGCUAUCAUUGGAUGUCCAGUGCUUCUUCUUGAAGCUGGGAAGCUGAUCAGGAUAUGUUGUGGGUAAGAGAUCAACAACGCGAUUACUUACUUAUUAAAGCCAUUAAUAGGGUAUUAAUAGAUGGAAUACAUUAUAAAACAAUUUGCACUUGAUUCAUACGAUAAAUGAUCUAAAUCCUUCUUGGUUUUAGUACAAAUGGUGCUCUUUGCAAUGUAUUCAGUUUAGUUUUGGAGUUUGAUCGCUGGAAGCGUGGUAUCUUGUACUGUGUUAUGGCCGUACCUUGUUUCUUCAAAGAUAUCGCUACUCCCUUUUCUGAAUUUGCAGGUAAUGACUGUCAUUUUUAUGGAUUCUUUUUUGAAUUUCACUGUCAAUGGAUAGAUUCUCUUUCUGAUUUUACUGUCAGUAUUGUAACAGUGAUAACUUAAAAGUUCUAGUAUCUAAUCAUAAUUGUUUUGAUGACAAAACAGUAAUAAUUCUUAAGAAACCACACAAAAACACUGUUUUUUCGAAAGAAACGGCAAAAUUAGAAGUUCAAUAUAAGAAAAACAAUCAAAAUAGAGAUCAAAGAACAGACAUAAGAUAGUGUUUUAGGGUUGACGUUGUUUAUUUGUGGUUGUUUGUACGUUGCGAAAGUGUUUCAAAAGAAAAAAGUGCCAGCAUAUGUGCCAGAUCCGGCCAGUGCAACCGGGAACCGACAAUAA